AUGAACGUCUUUCUAGGUAUUGCGGCACUCCGAAUCGGUCAGAACAACGAUAACUUCACAAUCGAGGCAAUGGAGUUUUACAAUCCUUCAGUUAAUGCGGUCUCCCGAAGCAUCAGAGAAGGCAAAGUCAAUGGUACAGAGGAAUGGCUACUAGUGCUGAUAGCAUUCAUGGUAAUCUUUGAGACAUCCCGGUUCGAGCUGUGGAGUAAUGUUAUGUUACAUCUUGGGGUAUUAGCACAGCUGUUCCAUAUCAGGAAACUCAAAAACGCCCUUCCAGACCAGCAAAGGCCUUUUCACAGGAUCGCAGCUGAAGCGUUCGCGUAUCACCUCGCUACAUAUUCUAUUCUAUACAGUUCUCAUGAGAUCGAUGGUGUAGCCCAACAAUUCACUUGGACGGAUCUUGACGAGUACGAUCAGGUCAUGCCAUAUCCCGAGGCUUCGAAACUGGCAAACUCGCCCAUUCUCGGCUUGCAGUUUGAACUCUUCAGUACCAUCUUCGAGAUCACUCGACUAAGUCGUCAUACACCUUUGAAGGCGUCAGACCUUGUCAUCGCCAUGAACUUCAGAAGCCAACUUGACCUCAUCGAACGACACAACAGUCGUGGUCUCGAUCCUGAGAGUGAUUUAGACGAGCAUGAAUCGCAAGAAAUCGCCUUACUCUAUACUAUCGUGGCAAAGAUCUUCUUGUUCAGAAUUAUGAAUCCGGAGAUUACUACUCGUGACCCCGCCGUCACUCAACUUCUCUCCCAAGCUUUUCUUUCCGUGGACAAGUGUAAAGUCUAUACUGCUUGCAAUUCAUUCUUCUGCUGGCCCCUGACUGUUCUAGCGUGUGCAGUACGCACUGAAGAAGAGAAGGACUUGAUUGAGAGGAAGAUGAGAGAGUGUUCUCAAUGGACACAUUCUGGCCAGACACACAGGAGCUCCAGCAUCAUCAAGGCUAUCUGGGAAGAAGAUUCUUCUGAUACUCCAAGUAGUGGACCAAGUAUGGUUAAAUUGCCUCGAAAUAUGGACAGGCUUCUACACAAAGAAGGCUUGAUAGAUUCAUUGUCGCUCUCGAAGAGCAUACUUCGACGAUGA
Messenger RNA from Cadophora gregata, 1077 nucleotides. RefSeq lists its product as uncharacterized. The coding region runs from base 1 to 1077 and encodes 358 amino acids. The transcript has 2 exons. NCBI's taxonomy places the organism in Eukaryota, Fungi, Ascomycota, Leotiomycetes, Helotiales, Ploettnerulaceae. The record is from RefSeq and is a predicted model, not a curated record.